AGCCUACCAAUAUAAAACUGAGUCCCUUGAUGAGUCAAUCAUCAAUCAAUCAAAUCAAGAAGAGAGAAGUAAUCUCAAAUCAGGCAGAGAGGAAGGAAUCUUAUCAUCUCAUCUCACUCACUCACUCAAAAUGUCGUCUUCAUCUGCUGCUUUUGCUCCGGACCACCAUCUCCACCACCAUCACUUCUCUCCUCCUUCAGGGGAACAACUCUGUUAUGUCCAAUGCAACUUUUGUGAAACUGUUCUCGCGGUGAGUGUUCCUUGUUCAAGUUUCUUCAAGAAUGUGACAGUUAGAUGUGGUCAUUGCACCAACCUUCUCUCUGUCAACAUUAUUCUUCCCAAUGCUGCUAAUCACCUUCAUCUACCCCAUUCUUUCUUUUCUCCUCACAAUCUUCUGGAUGAGAUUCGAAAUAAUCCACCAAGUUUGUUGAUGAAUCAACCAAUUAACCCGAAUGAAUCACUCAUGCCAAUUCAGGGAGGAGUUGAUGAACUUCCAAAGCCACCAGUCGCCAACAGACCUCCGGAGAAGCGACAGAGAGUCCCAUCUGCUUACAAUCGAUUCAUCAAGGACGAGAUCCAACGUAUCAAAGCUGGAAAUCCCGAUAUAAGACACAGGGAGGCCUUCAGUGCUGCUGCAAAGAAUUGGGCCCACUUCCCACACAUUCAUUUCGGACUUAUGACUGAUCAACCCGUGAAGAAACCAAAUGCAUGUCAACAGGAAGAGGAGGAUGUUCUGAUGAAGGAAGGGUUUCUUGCUCCAGCAAACAUUGGUGUAUCUCGUUAUUAAUUAAGGAAGUCAUGAAGUUACUCCAUCAGCAGUGUUCUCUUGUCUUUUUUAUGAUCUAAUUAGUUUUAUCCUAAAAAUAUUAGGGUUCCUGUUCUAUGUUGUCUUUGAAGAACUCUCUCUAGGACUUAAUAUGUCUUUAAAUUAAGAAGACAUUCUAAGUGUUUCAGGCUGCUUAGUUACUAAUAACGGGCGUACUAAGGAAAGAUUAUGUUGAAACAGUGUUUGUUUAUUCAUGAUAAUAACUAAGCUCUCUGAAACCCCCAA
This is a messenger RNA of Solanum dulcamara, 1051 nucleotides long. RefSeq names its product axial regulator YABBY 1. The record is from RefSeq and is a predicted model, not a curated record. Bases 131 to 787 code for a protein of 218 amino acids. Gene Ontology annotation, biological process: regulation of leaf development; fruit development; multicellular organism development. The transcript has 7 exons. NCBI's taxonomy places the organism in Eukaryota, Viridiplantae, Streptophyta, Magnoliopsida, Solanales, Solanaceae. Gene Ontology annotation, cellular component: nucleus.